AAAAGUUAUACACAAACAUGGUGGAUCAGCUGUUUUCAGUUUUCUCCGGUAUUUUGUUUUUAUAAAACGAAGCUUUGUUAUGGUGUCGUAGCCAUGUGUGAAUUAAAAUGGGUUCAAUCGCGUCUGUGCUGCAAUGGCAUUGUGAAUCCUGCGGCCAAAUCAACCCGACAGAGAGUGUAAAGUGUCUAAAAUGUGGAACCAAGCGAAUAUCGAGUCAUGACAUUGGGAAGUCUCCCAAAAGAUACAGCGGCCAGGAUUCUUCACCAGAAAACCCUCAUCGUGCAGACAACAGCGAAGGAACUACCCCAGGGUCCGAAGCAGUGUCCAUUCCUGCCACAAGCGCCUUCAAUAGUGGCUGGUCGUCAGUGGGCUCGGCGCCGGGCGCGACGCGCGCGUGGCGCUGCGGCUGCGGGCUGCGCAACGUGUCGGCCGCGUGGCGCUGCGCCGCGUGCGACGCGCUCGCCCCGCACGCGCCCGUGUUCAGAUUCUCUGAUGAUGAUGAUGAUCAAGCUUCAGGGAUGACAGACAAGGACAAAACUGCCCAAGACCACACUAUGAUAAGAUCCAACACACUGGCCGUCCCGUCGUACAAGCCGUCUGCAAGCUACUCCGGCGGUCGCCGUCUGAACCUCGACCUUCAAUCCCUGCGUUUAUCUCCGACCCAGCUUACAGACCAGGCUCACGGAGUCACUCGCUCGUUGUCCCACGGCUCUGUCAUCAACUCACAGCACAAAUGGUGGACUGUAGAUGAGACAAAAGGCACCAUUAACAGACCUACAAGUCUUAUGGUAACUGAAAGACACGGGUUGUACAACACUGCCAGAUAUAGCAACACUAAUAGGGAGUCGUUUUUAAGGAGCCUACAUACGGUGACGCGAAGACCGAAGAAGUCGAAUACGGAAAGCAAAUCCAAUUGGGAAUUGAAUUACGUGAAGGAAUACCAAAAGGAGCAAAGCAGGGGGCUUUAUUUGAAGAAGUGGGCGUGUAAUAAGUGUACAUUGGAGAAUUCCGGAAUAAGGACCCAUUGUGAGGCUUGCCUGUCCCCCCGAAUCACGCCUUCUCCUUUAUCCAGAAUCUCGAAUACCAGAGGCUUAAGUGUGACAACUUUGGGUCGCCAUGAGUCGAUGAAUAGAAGCGAUGGUGCCGCAUCCCUACCUACUACUGGUGGGGUUAUGAUCACAGUCCCAGACUGGCCUCAAACUGGUAGCACAACUUUAGGUGGUUCGUUUAGAAGGUCAAUAAGCGCUCAGAAUUCCCCUGAAAUCAGACCGGCGUAUCGCAGGUCGUUUUCGGAGCAACACAACGCUGAUUCCCGACCUAUUGGCAAGGUUAUAUCCAGUAGACGCAGUCUGAACGAUUACCAAAAGUCUUUGGCAAGCUAUUGCGGGAGUUUAGGCAAGAAGGGAGAAGCAGAAAAGAAGGACAGAGCAGAAAAGAGGAUAGACGAAAGCAACGUAGACUUAGAGUGCAGUUGGGACACAAACGCAGAAGGUGUCAUCUACGCUUUGCCCAAUAAAGGGAAAUACAAAGAUCUGAACUUGCAGUUGCAAGUCAACAACAACGGGACCCGAUACUCCUACGUGUCAGUACAAGAUACGAAAACAGUCAUGAGUAAUUCACACAACGAGGCGUUAUACAGCAAUGAUAUAAACGACGGUGACUACGCAAGGAUAGACGAGUUGCUUGGUGCAGAGAACUGUAUAUCGCCGGUGAAUAAUGUGGACGCGGCGAGUAAUCUAAGGACUUCUCAUAUAGGGGUGUCAGUGCCGGGCAGGGAGAAAGUGUUCAGUGGGGCGCCCUCUGGCGGGAAGCUGCCUAACGCCGGCAGGGAUCCGACUAAAGUGCCUUCUACGCAGUCGCAAGCGUCCCGCGAGGGCCGCAUGUGGCAGUGCAGCGAGUGUUGGUUCGCGUACAACGCGUGCUACGCGCGCGCGUGCGACGUGUGCCGCGCGGGCCGCGCGCCGCACGCGCCUGUGACUGUGGCGUCUAGGGACCAUACUGAUGCACCGGGCCCAGCCACCUCCGAAGCGGGCAGCAGCAAGCCAGAGUGCAACCGCAAUGAACCGCCCAAGAGGCUCCCCGUGCCGAUAGCGUCGCUGGACCACGACCUCAAUAGCGACGAACUGCUGUUUGCUGUCGAGUCGACUCCAGCGGCGGCGGCGGCGGCGGAGGCGGGCUGGUCGUGCCCGCGCUGCACGCUGGUCAACGAGCCCGCGGCCGGCGCCUGCGCAGCGUGUGCCGGCUCCCGCCAUGCGCAGCCUGCCUUCUGGUCGUGCAGUUCGUGCACGCUACGGAACCCCCAGUCGGCGAGCUUGUGCCUCGCGUGCAAGACGCCGCCGGUGCCCAAACACGGCAUCACUAAUAGUGACACUGGUAAUACUGCCUCGGGCCGCAGUCCGUCGCCCAGGCGGACCGCGCGCCACACGCCGGCGCUGCCGCGACGCGGGUCCCGGCACAAAACACCGCCCGCUGAGGCCAAGCCCGAAACAGAAUGGUCUUGCUCCGAAUGCACCUACACCAACGCUGCCACAGCGGCCGCGUGUGAGAUGUGCCAGUCGCCCCGUGCUAGGCUGCUGCCUCCAGCCAGGGACCUUCCGGACCUGGACAUGGACGAGUCGCCGGAAGGCUCCGACGGCGAGCGUCAAGACAGCAUGCCGAUGGAGAUACUGAGGAUACGCGAGGAGAGCCACGCGUGGACGCAGUGGCAGGAGGUGCUGGCGCAGUGUGCCGCGACGGGCGAGCCGUACGUCGACAGUUCGUUCCCCGCGUCCCCCCGCUCGCUGUACUACGGCGGCGGCGGUGGCGAUACGCCCGCCACGCGCUGGCUGCGGCCCAAGCACAUCCACGUGGACACCGACCCCCGGACGCCGUGGCUCGUGUUCCGCGACCCGAGACCCUCCGACAUAUCGCAAGGCGUCCUAGGCAACUGCUGGCUACUCUCAGCUUUAGCAGUCCUAGCCGAGCGGUCAUCCCUAGUCAGAGGGGUGCUGGUGAGGGGAGAACCAAAUAUAGGCGCGUACCAACUGCGUCUGUGCAAAGACGGCCGCUGGGCCACCGUUACGGUCGAUGACCUCCUACCGGCCAAUAAGAACAGGCAUCUUGUGUACUCACAGGCAAAAAGAAAACAGCUGUGGGUCCCGCUAAUAGAAAAGGCAGUGGCGAAACUUCAUGGAUGUUACGAAGCGUUGGUGUCAGGAAGAGCGAUUGAAGGUCUAUGCACGCUAACGGGCGCGCCCUGCGAGUCAGUGUCCCUGCAAGCGGGCGGCGGCGGCGGCGGGCCCGGCUCGGCGCCGCUGGAGCAGAUAGACAAGGACCUGGUGUGGGCGCAGCUGCUGUCGUCCAGGCAGGCCUGCUUCCUGAUGGGCGCCAGCUGCGGCGGCGGGAACAUGAAGGUAGACGAAGACGAAUACCAGCGCCUCGGCCUGCGCCCGCGGCACGCCUACUCCGUCUUGGACGUGGUAGAAGUGGAGGGGCCGCGGCGGCUGCUGCGCCUGCGCAACCCGUGGGGGCACUACACGUGGCGCGGCGCCUGGGCGCACGGCUGCCCGCGCUGGACGGACGCGCUCAGGCGCGCCGUGCAGGAGCAGACGAGCGCGCCCGCCGCGGACACCGACCACGGCGUGUUCUGGAUCAGCUUCGAGGACGUGCUCAAAUACUUCGACUGCAUAGACAUCUGCAAGGUGCGAGUGGGAUGGCACGAGGUCCGUCUCGCCGGUAUACUGCCGCCCAUGUCUUCGACGAGACACCUGACAUGUCUACUACUGACGGCCACGCAGCCCACUGAGGUGGACUUUACGCUGUUUCAGGAGGGGCAGAGAAACUCAGCAAAAAGCCAGCGUUCUCAAUUGGACCUGUGCGUGGCGGUGUUCCGCGCCAAGUCGGGCGCGGCCGCGCAGGUCGGCAAGCUGGUCGCGCAUAGCAAACGACAGGUCCGAGGCUUUGUCGGCUGCCACAAGAUGCUAGAAAAGGGCUUCUACCUGGUCGUGUGCCUAGCCUUCAACCACUGGCACACGGGUCUAGAACUAGGCGAUUCAUCCGCCUGGCCUAGACACGUUUUAGCGGCUCACUCGUCUAAACCCCUGGUAGUGGAACGGCCGUCUCUGCAUCCUCAUAUCCUGGCUGAUGCAAUCAUUGGCUUGACGCUGGCUAGGGGACAGAGGCAUGAGGGCCGGCAAGGCAUGACUGCGUAUUAUUUGACGAAGGGCUGGGCGGGCCUGGUGGUGAUGGUUGAGAAUCGGCACAACGAUAAAUGGAUCCACGUGAAGUGCGACUGCCAGGAGAGCUACAACGUGGUGUCCACGCGCGGCGAGCUGAAGACCGUCGACUCUGUACCUCCGCUACACAGACAAGUAAUAAUAGUCCUCACGCAACUCGAAGGCAGCGGCGGCUUCUCCAUAGCGCACCGGCUGACGCACCGGCUGGCUCACGGCGCCCGGCUGCAGGACUGGGCGCCGCCCUGCGAGCUGGAGCCGCGCCACCGCCCGCCCCUCGCGCGCCGCGUGCUGGGGCUGCACGCGCCCAGAGUCAUCACCUAGCUACCUCAAGGAAGGUUUUAACCGGUGUUUAAGAGAGUAAUCGUGAUGUGUCUAUGGUGACCUCUUUGCGAAGUGACAGUAAAAUAGCCGCUAACAAGCAAAAUCGUAUCUUUAUUAUUUUUAACAUAGCUAACCCGCAAAUAAAUACUUCAAUUCGACAGAUGCGUACGUUUUUGACAGCGCUAAUCACAGCACAUAGCAUGGUGUUUAAAGUUGUAUUCGACAGAUGCGUGCUAGGUUUUUGACAGCGCUAAUAGUUAAACUUUUGCGUCCCGAAGUCGCGAUUUGCGAUAUAUAGAUUUAGUUUGUGUCUGAUUUCAAGUGACUCAAGCGGUAAUAAUUCCCUGCGAGCUGGGGCUGCACGCGCCCAGAGUCAUCACCUAGCCGCCUGCUGCGGAGCAUACGAGCGGUGCCGUGUGUGGACGGUAA
Plutella xylostella (diamondback moth) is the source of this 4964-nucleotide messenger RNA. RefSeq names its product small optic lobes (gene sol). Gene Ontology annotation, cellular component: cytoplasm. The record is from RefSeq and is a predicted model, not a curated record. NCBI's taxonomy places the organism in Eukaryota, Metazoa, Arthropoda, Insecta, Lepidoptera, Plutellidae. Gene Ontology annotation, molecular function: calcium-dependent cysteine-type endopeptidase activity. Gene Ontology annotation, biological process: proteolysis.